CUGGCACGGCGCGGAGGUUUAGGUGCACUACGCCAACAAGUCCACGACGGACAGCGUGCCGCUGAAAGCACCCAUUGCGGGGUUGUGACGAAUAGACCCAGUUACCCUACAUCCAUUUCUCCAGCCGGGUUGCCUGAUUUAGAAAGGCAGGCGACGGGGAGGUGUUAUUUUCCCUCUGCACACUGCGUCUCGCGGUGGACCCGGGAAUGACGGUCACGGGCGCCUCGUCUCCACUGAGCUCGUGAAUGGAAAGCGCGUACAGCCCGGACCACUACCUCUCCAUCCAUACGAGACUCCGUGUUUUGUGAUUAGGCGUGUGGUCACCAGAACCGUUGCCGCUGGGACGCACACGUUUAGUGGAAGAUGGAAGCGUUCUUUGCUGAGGGUACCCGGGUGUGGGUGCGGCAGGCUGGGGAGAAAGAGCAGCUGGUCCCCUCUACGGUCAACUCCUGUGGAGACACCCUGGUCGUCACAACUGACUAUGGAGAGGUGUUGUACCUGCAGCAGGCGGAGGUCACCAGGGAGACGGUGUACCCCAUGCACCAGAGCAGCAUCGAUGGGGUAGAGGACAUGUCCACCCUGGCGGAGCUGCACGAGGCUGCCAUCAUGCUGAACCUGUACCAGCGCUACCAGAAGGACAACAUCUAUACCAACAUUGGCUCCAUCUUGGCGGCGGUGAACCCCUAUAAGCAGAUCGCGGGGCUCUACGACCCGUCUGCCGUGGAGCUCUACAGCCAGCACCACCUGGGGGAGCUGCCACCGCACAUUUUCGCCGUGGCCAACGAGUGCUAUCGCUGCCUGUGGAAGAGGCACGACAGCCAGUGUGUGCUGAUCAGUGGAGAGAGUGGUGCAGGUAAGACAGAGAGCACAAAGCUGCUGCUACAGUUCCUAUCGGUGAUGAGCCAGAACUCAGCAGGAACUCCCCCAUCAGAGCGAAGCACACGCGUGGAGCAGGCCAUCGUACAGAGCAGCCCCAUCAUGGAGGCGUUUGGGAAUGCCAAGACUGUGUACAACAACAACUCCAGCCGCUUCGGGAAGUUCAUCCAGCUGCACUUCUCCGAGAGUGGGAACAUCCACGGAGGAUGCAUCGUCGACUACCUGCUUGAAAAGAAUCGAGUGGUGAGGCAGAACCCAGGGGAGAGGAACUAUCACAUAUUCUAUGCACUUCUAGCUGGAGCUGACAAAACUCAAAAAGAGACGUACUUCUUGACGGAGCCUGUGGAGUCGUUCCACUACCUGAACCAGUCGGGCUGUAUGAAGGACAGGAGUCUGGACGAUAAGCAGCUGUUUGACAGUGUCUUGGAGGCUCUGAAGGUGCUGGAGUUCUCGGAGGAGGAGAGCAGAGACAUGUUCAAACUCCUGUCUGGAGUUCUGCAGCUGGGCAACGUAGAGUUCAUGACAGCAGGGGGCGCUCAGAUCACCACUAAACAAGUGGUCAGUAACGUGAGUGACCUGCUGGGUCUGGAUACCUUCCAGCUUUCUGAGGUUCUGACCCAAAGAUCCAUGAUCCUCAGGGGAGAGGAGAUUUGCUCCCCUCUCACUGUAGAACAGGCAAUAGAUUCACGUGACUCCGUUGCCAUGGCGCUGUACUCCCAGUGUUUCUCGUGGAUUAUCCUGAAGAUCAACCAGAAGAUCAAAGGCAAAGACAACUUCAAGUCUAUCGGCAUCCUCGACAUCUUCGGCUUCGAGAACUUUGAGGUGAAUCGCUUUGAACAGUUCAACAUCAACUACGCCAACGAGAAACUGCAGGAGUACUUCAACAAGCAUAUAUUCUCUCUGGAGCAGCUAGAAUAUAACAGGGAAGGUAUUCAGUGGGAGGCCAUAGAUUGGAUGGACAAUGCUGAAUGCUUGGACCUGAUUGAAAAGAAACUGGGCAUGCUGGCUUUGAUUAAUGAGGAGAGCCGCUUCCCCAAAGGCACAGACUUCACCCUGCUAGAGAAACUACACAGCAGACAUGCAACCAACCCUUACUAUGUGAAGCCCAGAGUCGCAGACUACCAGUUUGGCAUCAAGCACUAUGCAGGAGAGGUGUUGUAUGAUGCGAGAGGCAUCCUCGAGAAGAACAGGGACACUUUCAGAGAUGACAUCCUGAACAUGCUCAAAGACAGCAAGCUGGACUUCAUCUAUGACCUGUUUGAGCAAGUGGCCAGCAGGAACAGUGAGGAGACACUGAAGAUGGGCACCGCACGACGCAAGCCCACCGUCAGCUCCCAGUUCAGAGACUCCCUACAUUCUUUGAUGGCCACCCUGAGUAUCUCCAACCCCUUCUUUGUCCGCUGCAUCAAACCCAACAUGGAGAAGAACCCAAAUGUGUUCGACCCAGAUGUGGUUCUGAACCAGCUGAGGUACUCCGGUAUGCUGGAGACGGUCAAGAUCCGCCGUGCUGGAUUCCCCGUCAGACGCACCUUCAAGGACUUCUUCAACAGGUAUAAGAUCAUCCUGAAGAACAAAGCUACAGCCACUGCAGUCGGAGAUGAUAGGAAGAGGAGUACAGAUCUGCUGACGGUGUACGACAAAGUCAAGAAGGAGUGGCAGCUAGGAAAGACCAAGGUGUUUAUGAAGGAGUCUCUCGAACAGCGUCUUGAGAAGGAAAGAGAAGAGGUGCGCAGCAAAGCUGGACUGAUCAUCAGAGCUUACCUGCUCAGAUACAUCGCCAGGAAGUACUAUAGGAAGGCCAGAGCCAGCAUCAUCACCAUCCAGAAGAACCUGCGGGCCUGUCUGGGCCGACGCAGGUUCGCGAAGAAGCGCUCGGCUGCACUGGUCCUUCAGAGGCACCACCGCGGACAGCUGGCCAGAGCUAGGUGCCGCAAGCUGCGCGAGGAGAAGAGGAAGAUAGAGGAGGAGGAGAGGAAGAAGAGGGGGGAGGAGGAGAAGAAUACGGAAGGGGAGGGGCAAACACAGGAAGGUGUCAUCACCAGACAGGAAGGGGAGGAGAAGGAAGCUGGGACUCAGUCUAUGCGUCUCCUGGAGGAUCUCCAGAAAGUUAAAUCAGUGCGGCCCCUCUCCAUCCAGGAGGAGAACCGUCAGAUGGAGGAGAUCCUGCGUAUCGAGCUCGAGAUCGAGCGUCUGCAGAAGCAGCGGGAGGACGGCGUGUCACAGCUGUGCGAGAGCUCGCGCCAGGAGCUGAGGCUGCGCCGCGAUGCCGAGAUCCUGCGCAUGAAGAAGGAGACCUCACGCAAGGACCUCAUCAGCUUCCGUGGCGUCGAUGGCAGCGACAUGGCUUCCCUCGCCGAAACCAGCGAGUCCGGUCAGCCUCCAGCAGCUCCUUCUGCCCAGCCGGCACCAGGGACCCCCACCAAGGCUGAGAGCGCCAGCCCUGCCACCACCACUGGCACCAAGACCAAGACGUCCGAGGAGGAGGUGGACGAGGGUUUCCAUGCCGACGACGAGUGCAUCCCGCUGCCGGACAUCCCGCCUCCAGCCGAGGUGCCGCUGGACAAGGAGAUCCUGGCCACCGUCCCGCCGCCCCCAGCUCCGUUCGCGGAGGGCACGCUAGCGCCCUCUGGUGGAGCUGGCGGCGAAGGUGGCAGUGGUGUGCCUCCACCUCCACCUCCGGCUCCAGGAGGAGCAGAUGCACCUCCGCCUCCUCCACCUCCCCCUCCUCCUCCACCGCCUCCCCCGCCUCCUCCACCCCUCCCUGGGGAGGCGAAGCCCGAACAGCCCCCCUCUGCCAAGGCCCCUGGAGGCCCGGAGAAAGAGGACCAGACGGACCGUACUAGUCGUCUGACCACCACGGAGUCGCUGGCCGACGGAGAGGAGCCCAUCUACAGCCUGCCGGCUGACCCCGAGUCGGACUACGACCAGGACGAGAUGGAGGAGGCGCAGACAGGCAGCAACGCGGACGCGGGCAGCGCCAUCGUCAUGACUGAGGAGGAGGUGCGCAAGUCCACCUGCACCAACGCCAGCUUGGACUCCUACAAGGGCAGCUCCGACUCGUAUGCGGAGAGCGAUGACGAGCAUGAUGGCUACGUGGACACAGAUGAGGAGGUGUCCUCCAAUGGGAAGGUCCACGUGCUGAACGGCAACGGACCACCCUACUUCCACAGCUACCUCUAUAUGAAAGCGGGCCUGAUGAUCCCGUGGAGACGCCGCUGGUGCGUUCUGAAGGACGAGACGUUCAUGUGGUUCCGCUCCAAGCAGGAGUCCCUCAAGAGCGGCUGGCUCUACAAGAAGGCCCCCCUGUCCACGCUGUCCCAUAACUGGAAGAUCAUUUCUGGUUAGCUGCUUGACGACUACAAGCUCAUGUACUUCGAUAACGACAGCGAGGAGAAGCUGAAGGGGACCAUUGAUAUUCGCGCCGCCAAAGAGAUCGUGGACAACCAUGAGAAAGAGAAUGCUCUGAACAUAGUGACGGAGGAGAGGACCUACCAGGUGUUUGCAGAGUCACCUGAAGAUGCCAGUGGCUGGUUUAACGUGCUGAGCCGAGUGCAUGUUGCGACUCCUGAGCAGCUGAUGGAGAUGUCCCAUGAGCAAGCUAACCCAAAGAACGCAGUGGGGACUCUGGAUGUUGGACUGAUAGACUCUGUCUGCGCCUCAGACAAUCCUGACCGGCCCAAUUCGUUUGUGAUCAUCACGGCUAACCGCGUGAUCCACUGCAACUCUGACAUGCCUGAGGAGAUGCACCACUGGAUCAGCCUGCUGCAGAAGCCCAAAGGAGACUCAAAGAUCGACGGGCAGGAGUUCCUCGUCAGAGGCUGGCUGCAUAAGGAGAUGAAGACAGGAGCGAAGAGCACGUCUCUGAAGCUAAAGAAGCGUUGGUUUGUACUGACCAACAACUCGCUGGACUACUACAAAUCAUCCGAGCGCAACGCCUCCAAGAUGGGCACGCUGGUGCUCAACAGCCUCUGCUCCGUGGUGCAGCCGGAAGAAAGGGUCUUCAAGGAGACCGGCUACUGGAACAUCACUGUUUACGGCAGGAAACACUCCUACCGCCUCUACACCAAGAUGCUAAACGAGGCCAUGAGGUGGGCAUCAGCCAUCCAGGGGGUUAUCGACAACAAGGUGCCCAUCGAGACACCCACGCAGCAGCUCAUCAGGGACAUCAAGGAGAGCAGCGUGAACUCUGAGGCGGUGGAGCAGAUGUACAGGAGGAACCCUAUCCUCAGAUACACCCAGCACCCCCUGCACUCCCCACUACUGCCCCUGCCCUACGGGGAGGUCAACGUCAGCCUCCAAAAGGAACAGGGCUACUCCAGUCUCCAGGACGAGGCGGUGAAGAUGUUCAACUCGCUGCAGGAGAUGGAGACGGUGCCCGACCCUGUGCCAAUAAUCCAGGGCAUCCUGCAGACGUGCCAGGACCUGCGCCCGCUCCGCGACGAGGUCUACUGCCAGCUCAUCAAACAGACCAAUCACGUGCCGCACCCCAACAGCCCGGCCAAUCGUGCGCUCUGGCACCUGCUCACCUGCAUGAGCUGUACCUUCCUGCCCAGCCGUGCCAUCCUGCGCUACCUGCGCUUCCAUCUCAAAAGGAUCUCUCUGCGUUUCCCCGGGACGGAGAUUGAGAAGUAUGCCCAGUUCAUAGGGGAGUCUCUGAAGCGGACUAAGUCCAGGGAGUACGUGCCGUCUCAGGAGGAGAUCGCCGCCCUGCUGGUGAGGCAGGAGAUGACCACCACUGUGUACUGCCAUGGAGGAGGCUCAUGCAAGAUCUCCAUUAACUCCCACACCACGGCUGGAGAGGUGGUGGAGAAGCUCAUCAGAGGCUUGGCCAUGGAGGACAGCAGGAACAUGUUCUCCCUGUUUGAACACAACAAGAUUACUGACCGCGCCAUUGAGAGCCGCGUCAUUGUAGCUGAUGUCCUGGCCAAGUUCGAAAGGUUGGUAGGAAGUGAGGACGAGGAAGAGGAAGGCCCGUGGCGGCUCUACUUCAAGCUCUACUGCUUCCUGGAUGUAGAGAGCAUGCCUAAGGAGGGGGUGGAGUUUGCCUUCAUGUUUGAGCAGGCUCAUGAGAGUUCGAUCAGCGGCCACUUUCCCGCCCCCGAGGAGACCCUCCAGCACCUGGCCGCCCUGCGGCUGCAGUAUCUCCACGGCGACAUGACGCCGCGCAUCACCUGGAAUCUGAACAGCGUCUACCCGGUGUGGCGCCUGCGCACACGCAUCCUGCAGUCCACCAAGGCCGGCGCCACGGGCUCCAUCUCUGCCGGCAGUUUGGGCGGGUCCGGCUCGGGCUCUGGGUCAGGCGGCCCCGGGGACCGGUCCUCGUCGGGCUCGGUGGGCACCACGCUGGAGCGGCGCAAGAACAGCUUCCUGGACGGCACGCUGCGGCGCAGCUUCAAAACCGGCUCGCUGAAGAAGCAGCGCGUCGAGGAGGAGCAGAUGCUGGAGAUGUUCGUCAAGGAGGAGACGUCGUCCACGCGCACCAGCGUCCUGGAGAAGUGGACGCGGCUGCAGGGCCUCCCCCAGCACCAGGCAAUGAUCAAGUACAUGACCAUCAUCAAAGAGUGGCCAGGAUACGGGUCCACACUCUUUGAUGUGGAGUGUAAGGAGGGCGGCUUCCCUCAUGACCUGUGGCUGGCUGUAAGUGCUGAAAACGUGUCCGUCUACAAAAGAGGCGAGUCCAAGCCACUGGAGACCUUCCAGUAUGAGCACAUCGUUUUCUUCGGCGCACCGCAGCCCAGCACCUACAAGAUCACUGUGGACGAGAGGGAGAUGUUCUUUGAGACACCACUGGUGGGCGAGAUCACUAAAAUCAUGAAGGCCUACAUCAACAUGAUCGUGAAGAAGCGCUGCAGCGUCAUGUCCGUCUCCAGCUGUGGCAGUGCCUCCUGGAUCAGGUGAUCCACACAGACCAAUCAGUGUGCAGAAUCACAGCUCCGAGAGGACAUGGCUCAAAAAAGGGCCACCAAUCACAAGAUAGAGCUCCUUUCUCCAGGAAGAAAAAAAAGACGACAAACAAAACCAUGGAGAUGUCCACCAGCUGACCACAGCAGCGAGAGUGUGAGACACAAAAACAUGAGAGGAGACACACACACACACACACACACACACACACACACACACACUCACACACUCAUCCACAGAAACACACGGACAAACACACAUACACAAAGACCUUCUAAUACUGUCACCCUUAAUGAAACCUCUGCUUGGUGUAUCCUGCCCUUGUAUGCAGCAAACCUAUCCCAGCUAGCACACUUUUGACUUACCAAUGUCAUCACACCAAAAAGCACAGCCAACACAGCGAGUAUUUAUUCCUUCACAAAAAUCUUUACCUGGUCUUUCCCCUCACUGCCAAGGUUUUUACCAACAGACCAAACCCACAUGCUUGCUCUCACUCCACAGUCCACACCUACAUCUGUUUCAGUCUUACUUCAUAGGAAACGUUCUACCUGCAUUAGUGCACUGGAGUUCCAUAUCCACCGCAGAGACCUACUGACGAGAGACUAGAAUUGGCUAAGGACAUGAGCUUGUUUUUGAUUGAAUCUGAAUGACAGACACUGGAGUAACCGGAGAUGGAGGGGUGCUGGUGACACUUGAGUGGUCUGUCUCAGCCUGGCACUAAUACAAGCUUGCCUGUUUGUUUGGGACUUCAGAGGAUUACCUGUGAGUUGUAACUGGAGCAGCAUAUGGCGGCCAUUUUGUGAGUUCCUGACUGUCAUCAGAAAGCAAUCUUGGUCUUCGCAGCUGUGUUUUACUGAGGGCUAGUGGCCUAGUUUGACUCUGAUGUUGAAGAGUUUUUGUUAAAACUCUGGAUGAAAUGUAGAAAUAGUGUUCCAUUCAUGCUAUUAAGUAAGUAUUUUCCUCUUCACAUACAGCACAAACACAAACACAAAACUCGAGCUGAGGGUGGUCAUUGUUUUAUAUUAAUUCAGAAGUCUAUAUAGAUUUGAUAACCAUCAAGAGUCCCACUGUACAUACCGGUAUGUCCCUUAAGAGAUAUGAUACUAAAUCUCUAUAACCAUGUUUGCAAGAUAAACAAACAAACAAACAAAAAUGGUAUUUAAAAAAGUAUUAUGCAGAUGCACAUACCACUAUCAAUGCCACACACUACAGUAUGGAAGAAAGUCAAAACAGAGCAUGGAUGUACGUAAUACGGCAGCAUAGUAGGCUAUGCAUUAAGACUAUAGCCUUUCGUUUGGGCUGCUAGCACUGCAAUUAAUGGUCCAUCCAGCUGUCUCCAGAGCUGCAUUGACUAGCCUAUAAACUGAGCCAUGUGGACAGAAUAAGUCAAAUAUGAUUUCUGUCUAACUGCUAUGCUAUAUAGAGGAACCACGUAUGAUACUGAAAUACGCAAUAUGUUUAAUGCAUAUAGUUGUAACACUGGUUUUUAAAUCACGACUUGUAUGUUACAAAGAGAGGUGACACUUUUAGAGGGCGUUUUUGGAAGCAGCCAUUGUAUUCAAUGUAUUAAUUUAUAUUUACAAAACACCGUAGGUUUGGAAGAGAAAAUGUUGGAAGAGUUUUGUCAUUUCACUCCAUAUGAGAAUCUAAACUGCUGAGAAUAUGUAUAGAUUGCUACUGGGAGUUCGCCCUCUAGUGGAAGGUAGGGGUAUUACCUCUUUGGUCCAGCACUUACAACAGAAUAUGAUUUUUAAUUUAAAGUGCACUCUAGGCACAAUGGCCUACUCAUUCUCUCCACAAAAAAAUGCUUUGGGAGGAGAGAGAACAUUAAGUGAUUGUAAGGCAUUGAUAGCCAUGUCACUAUUUGUAAUAUGGAGAGUAAAGAAAUAGGAUUACCUAAUGUGUCACUUAGAUGUUUGUCUGCAUGCUUGGUCAAAAUGAGUUGUUUAAAGACUGAAUUUAAUGUAAAAAGUAUCAUUUUGACUGGAGUGCGCCCUGAGAGGCACGGUUAGACCAGAAAAGAAAAUGAUGUAAGUAUCUUCUCACCAUCAAGCCAGAAGUCAACCACACGAUUUACUUAUCAGUGUGUGCACCAUUUGAGCCAUCCAGCAAAACGUGACUAGAAAUAACUGGCCAUCAUUCACGUCUAAAGCUGAAGGCCUAUACUCUAAGAGUUAAUCAGCUCCACUAAAAUGAAGGCAGUAUGAUUUUCUAGAAUUUGUAGAUACUAACAUUUUUUUCCACUUCUGAGGUAUUGUCCCUUUCAGAUCAAAGAAGUGAGAAUGGGAUUCCUAAAUCCUAAAGCUGCAACCGAAUCUCGAUGCCUUACACAAACUGGCUGCCUCAGAUGUCCACCUGCGGGUGGGGAGGAGGUUUGUGACGCACAAACCCCCUCAAAACAGCCUCAGGCAGAGUCCACUCUUAGAACAGCAUUGGUUCUGUUUAAAACUCUCCAGUGAAAGUAUUCUGGGUUGAAUGCUUAUCAGCAUUAAAGCAGAAUUCGAUGGUUCUAAGAAGGAGCCAAGAAACGUUCUCUUUAAAGAGUGUGGUGUUUGUUUGUGUGUAUGUAUGACAUUUGAGUUAUGGGUGCAAGCCUCCACAUCCAUCUUGAGAAUCUAACUAAACAUACACUUGCAGCUUUAGCAGAAAUACCCCUCUCAACAAAACUGUCAAUGAAACAAAACACACUGGAGGAAAUACUUUGAGCCAUAUCACACAAACAGGCAGUGACAUCAUUAACCUGCGCCAUUCAUAUCACUUCCUGAUAUCACACGGAAAAAUCCAAGUAUGACUGUAAAAGUAUCUUUCCUUUUUUUCCACUUUAGUUUGUUACAUACUGUUUGGUUAUGGUUCUUUCUUUUGGAAAGUAUAGAUAUAAGUAUGCUGUAUCAAUACUGUCCUGUGUAGUUUUGCUGUUUGAUAUGCAACUAUAUUUGUCAGUGUAAUGCAAGUUUUUGUGUCUGAGGGUUAUGACCACAAUAUAUACAUAAAUAUAUAUAUUAAAAAAAAUCAACAAAACACGCAAAAAAGAAAAGGAGUACAAUAUGACAAAGGAAAUGGAAAACAAUGGUGUCAUUAAGGAACGAGUAUAUGUAUUGAGGCUCCAAUGCCACAGUGGGUUGAUGUUAAUGUGUUUAAGAGCAAUGACUGUAUGAGUGGUUGUCGGGGUUUAAAGGGUGGAAGGGUGGGUGUGGGGAUGGUGUACUUAUUUCCUUUUUGAACCACAACACAAUAAUUGGGGGGGUUGAGAGGGACUGGGAUUGAGGAGGCAGAUAGUACUGGAAACACUGCAAUGUGAUUGCAGGAUUUAUAGGAAGAGAUAGAGGGGGCAAUAGCCUGACAAUGUCAAGAAAGCAUAGAGGGAGAGAGAGAGAGUGUGUGUGAGAGAGAGAGAGCAAGAGGGAGGGAGCAGGUCUAGUGUUUCACACUUCUACACUACCUGCAUUCAUAUGCCCACUAAAGCCUGCUCCUGAGUCUGUUUUUUCUUUGUCAAGACCCCUCAUGAAAAUCAGUGUUUUAGCCAAAUCUAACUGACUCAGGAUCAGAAUUUGGAGGUGCUAUCUAUCUGCUCAACACACACACACACACACAUGUGUAUUCAUAUAUUGCAUACAUAUACAUAAACCACGGUUACGGUUAAAUACAAAUACAGACACUGACAUCCACAUCCACACAGUGCAGUUGGUUCUGUCUCUCUUACUAUAGAAUUACACUGAGGUCUGUAAGUAGCUGCAGGCAGCCUAUAGACCUGAAUGUAAUUCUUCCUAAUUGUUGUUGUUCAAUUAAUCUAUAUACAAAACAAAUGUGCUUGUGUAGGCUACAAAAGAGAGAGUGUGCGAGUGUGCGCGUUUGUGUGGAAGAGCGUCUUUUUCUUUUGUAACUGGCUUUACAAAAUGCUUAAAUAAAUUAUUGGAUUUUACUUUAA
This is a messenger RNA of Alosa alosa (allis shad), 10702 nucleotides long. RefSeq names its product myosin X, like 1 (gene myo10l1). Lineage: Eukaryota; Metazoa; Chordata; Actinopteri; Clupeiformes; Clupeidae. Gene Ontology annotation, cellular component: cytoskeleton; myosin complex. Gene Ontology annotation, biological process: signal transduction. The record is from RefSeq and is a predicted model, not a curated record. Gene Ontology annotation, molecular function: cytoskeletal motor activity; ATP binding; protein binding.